UUUUAGGUGUUCAGCCGACCACCGCGGCAAAUGGAGAGAGCAACGUGACUGCAAGAUCCAAAAGCGGCCCAAUUCGUCCUUGGCAAAACGCAGAAGUGAAAUAAUGUAAAAAAAAAAAGCUAAAAAUAAACCAAUGCAUAUGCCAAAAACCGUACAUCACCUAGUGUACGUCAAACAUGAAAUUUAGCCUCUAGUGCAAUAGUUCAUUUGCUUGCAAAGGUCGGUUCUUUCUCCCUCCCGAACGGCGCCUUGACAUCGGAACCCACAACAUGGAAUCUGUACACUUUAUGCCACUGGUGAACACGGCUAUUUAAAAAGCGACUGACUGUCCAGCUUGCCUUCCCUUCUUCUCUAAUUGCAUCCAAUCCCCAAAUUGAUACUUUCACCCACAUUUUACAACAUGGCUGUUUCCAUCAACGACUACGCUGGCUUCUGGACCUUGGACUCUUCUCGCACCGAUGAUUACCAAGAUGUUCUCUCUGCCCAAGGCGUUUCUUGGGUCGUCCGCAAGGUCAUCGCCAACAUGACCAUCACCUACGAUAUCACCGUCAGCAAAGACGAGAACGGAAACGACGUCAUCACAGCUGUCAACCCCAAGGGAGCCAAGCAGGUCUUUGUUCUCGAUGGCGUGUCACGCCCAGAUGAAGACAGUACCUACGGCUCUGUUGCGCACUCUGCCACCAAAGAUGCCAACGGACAAGUCAACUUGACUACCGUGUCUGAGAAGAAUAAGUGGAAGAACUCUGGAGUCUGGACGCUUGAGGAGAAUGGCACCGUCAUGGUCCGAACGCUCUCAUUCGAGUCGCCAAAACUCACCAAAACCUUCAAGAUGACGUUCAAGAAGAAGCAAUAAAUGUUAUAUACCCGUUCGGACGGAAGAGUUUGUUAAUUAUUUCAAGUAGACUUGUGGACAAGUGCUGUCCAGAAAGUUUGUUGCGAGGAUAUUUUACUCUGUUACUAGUGUCAUGAAAACAAUAAAGCAUGUGUUGUGAUCGUCAGCUGUUUCCUGCAAAAUAUCUGCAUGAAGCGACAGUUGCGGCCACAGUUGGAAUUGAAA
Spizellomyces punctatus DAOM BR117 is the source of this 1057-nucleotide messenger RNA. RefSeq lists its product as uncharacterized. NCBI's taxonomy places the organism in Eukaryota, Fungi, Chytridiomycota, Chytridiomycetes, Spizellomycetales, Spizellomycetaceae. Bases 401 to 853 code for a protein of 150 amino acids. The transcript has 5 exons. The record is from RefSeq and is a predicted model, not a curated record.